Oenanthe melanoleuca is the source of this 2737-nucleotide messenger RNA. RefSeq names its product dihydrouridine synthase 4 like (gene DUS4L). Gene Ontology annotation, molecular function: tRNA dihydrouridine synthase activity; flavin adenine dinucleotide binding. Gene Ontology annotation, biological process: tRNA processing. The coding region runs from base 827 to 1654 and encodes 275 amino acids. The record is from RefSeq and is a predicted model, not a curated record. The transcript has 5 exons. NCBI's taxonomy places the organism in Eukaryota, Metazoa, Chordata, Aves, Passeriformes, Muscicapidae.
CCGCCGGGAGCGAGCGCGGGAUGGGCCGGGCCGGGGAGAGCUGUGCCGGGAUGGGGAAGCUGUACUGGGAUGGGCUGUGCCGUGAGGGGGUAACUGUGCCGGGAUGGGCUGUGCCGGGGGAGCCGCGCCGGGAUGGGCUGUGCCGGGAUGCGCCGUGCGGGGAUCACUGUGCCAGGAUGGGCUGUGCCGGGGGAGCCGCACCGGGAUGGGCUGUGCCGGGAUGGGCCGUGCCGUGCGGGGAUCACUGUGCCAGGAUGGGCUGUGCCGAGGGAGCCGCACCGGGAUGGGCUGUGCCGGGAUGGGCCGUGCCGUGCGGGGAUCACUGUGCCAGGAUGGGCUGUGCCGGGGGAGCCGCACUGGGAUGGGCUGUGCCGGGAUGGGCCGUGCAGGGAUCACUGUGCCAGGAUGGGCUGUGCCGGGGGAGCCGCACCGGGAUGGGCUGUGCCGGGGGAGCCGCACCGGGAUGGGCUGUGCCCGGAUGGGCCGUGCGGGGAUCACUGUGCCAGGAUGGGCUGUGCCGGGGGAGCCGCACCGGGAUGGGCUGUGCCCGGAUGGGCCGUGCGGGGAUCACUGUGCCAGGAUGGGCUGUGCCGUGUGGGACCAUGCGAGGGUAACCGUGCCGGGAUGGCCAUGCUGUGAGGGGCCGUGCCGGGAGGGCUGUCCCCGGCCCCCUGCGGGAGAGCAGCUCCUGCCCGCACGCUUCACCGGAACGCAAGUGCUGCGGAAAGUGUGGUGCUCUACAGCAUGGCCUGUGUGAAGUAGCUGAAAGACAAACGUUUCGGACGCUGUUUGUUUUUCCAGAUGCUGAAAAGACUGUUAAUUAUACAUGAUUGGUGACAUCAGAGAAACUGGAGAAUGCCAGCUAAAAGAUCCCAUGGAUUUGUUUCGUUCUGGGCAAGUUGUAAAAAUAUGUGCCCCUAUGGUCCGCUAUUCAAAGCUGGCUUUCAGAACCUUGGUUAGGAAGUACAGUUGCGAUUUGUGUUACACACCAAUGAUAGUGGCAGCUGAUUUUGUGAGAUCUGCAAAAGCCAGAGACAGCGAAUUCACAACAAACAAAGGUGAUCACCCACUGAUUGUUCAGUUUGCUGCUAAAGAAGCACAGGUUUUGUGUGAUGCUGCCCGUAUUGUCUGUCCUUUUGCAGAUGGAAUAGACCUAAACUGUGGCUGUCCUCAGAGGAUCCAUGAGGACUUAAAAAGAACAGUUGAUUUUUGUCAGAAAGCUGAAGCAGCCGGAGUUUCGUGGAUUACAGUACAUGGGAGAAGUAUAGAAGAAAGGCAUCAACCUGUACAUUAUGAUGCAAUUAAAAUUAUUAAACAAAGCAUGUCUAUACCUGUUGUGGCUAAUGGAGACAUUAAAACUUUAAAAGAUGCUGAAAAUGUUCAUCACUUGACAGAAGCAGAUGGUAUAAUGGUGGCUAGAGGACUCUUGGCAAAUCCAGCUAUGUUUGCAGGAUAUGAAGAGACACCUUUUCAGUGCAUCCAGGACUGGGUUGACAUUGCUCUUGAGCACGGAACUCCUUUUACAUGUUUUCACCACCACUUAAUGUACAUGAUGGAGCGCAUAACUUCAAAACAAGAAAAAAAGGUUUUUAAUGUUUUAUCAAGUACCUCAGCAGUACUGGAUUAUCUGAAUGGCCAUUAUGGUGUGUGGUAAAUGAAAGUAUGUUCUAUUUUGCAAUUGUUGAUAAACUGUAAAAGUUUUGAUUGGGUUUUUACUUUCUAGUCAUAUUUGUAUAUUGUAUUUUCAGCACAGCAAAACAUUAUCAUUUGGAUGAUACUUCAUAUUUUUAUGUCCCCAUUUUUUACUCUAGAGAAUAUUCAAGAUUCUACAAAUGUGGAAUUCGAUUUACAAUGCACUACCACACAGAGGAUUGAUUAUUGUAAAGCCACAGUAAUUUAAUUUUUCAAUAGAUAAUUGCUUACAGCAAUAUGAUUGCAAAACUAAGGCCUUUCUUUCAUUAAACCUCCUAAAAUCAAGACUACUUAUAGAUAAUGACAGUAAUUUCAGACCAAAAGAAUACAUAGAAAUCAACUAUAGAAGUUUCUGCUUUAGAUAACAUUAGAUAACAAAAGCUUAAAUCCCAUCACACUAUCAUUUUUUAAAUUUGAUGUUUCUUGUGCAGCCUAAAACUUUGUAACUUACUUAUAGCUUAGAAAAAUUCGAUACUUCUUACAGCAAAAGAAACACAGAAUAGAUAAACAAUUAUGGAAAGAAGGGAGAAGGAAAAUGAACAGGGAAAGAAGAAAAAAGGAAAAUUAAGAGAUAGUUUAAGUACGAACUUAGCUGAAUCUAAAAAACAAGACUUUUAAGUUCAAUCUAAUUAAAUUCAGUUUUGUUUAUCUACUGUAGAAUAAUUGUAUACAAGAUUAAACUAUCAUCUACCAAGCCAUAACUUUUUAGGUCAUAAAAAAGCUGACAGAUUCUCUCAGUGGGGCUCCCUCAGUCCUUUCUGCCUACUGGCAUGUUGCUUAUCAAAGCAUGACAGCCACUUGGCUUUGAAUCAUUAUAUAGGAGUGAAAUAGUGAAAAUUAGAACAAGAUAAUAACAUCACACACCAGCUGCAAGGGAAAUUUCACAAAACUUUACAGUACAAUUAUUUGUAAUCAAAUAAUUUUUUUCUUUAUAGGUUUACACAGAAAUUUAUACCAAAAAUUGCCGAGUUUUCUGACUGUGAUUGUUCUAUGAAUAUCCAUGUGAAUAGUUCCAAAUUUUGUAAAUAAAUUACUUGGUUUUGUA